AUGAAUCCAAGCAAAGUAGAAGAAGAUCUGUUCCACCAUCAUCUGGACCCACACCAAAUCAUACACCAUCAAAAUCAAUCACAGCCCUCCAUUCUCGAUCACCUCCGCCACCGUGAAGUGGAAGAGCCCUUCUCUUUCCCUACGAUCUCCGAAAUCGUCCUUUUCCGAGAAGACGACGACGACAACGACAGUCACACCUCCUCCGACGCCGAUGAAACCUCCAAACUCCCAUCCCCAGACGACGCCGUUAUGUCAAACCCUAACCCCAACCCUCACCCACCGGCGUACAUCAACCCCGAGCCCCAUAUUUCCACCCAAUUCUACACUUUCAACAAGGAAUCGCAUGCCCUAAUGAUUCGUUGCAUUCUAGAGGGACGCCUCGCGACUUCCGAUGAGAUUCGAACGGCCACGCCACCGGCGGUGCUGUCGAGCUGGCGUUCUGUGUGGAAGGAUCGCAACGAGGACACGGCCUACCUCACCGCGUGGAAGCGUAUUCAGGACAAACUCAAUGUCCAUAUCGACCCUCACGGUAAUGAAUUCUUGUGUUUCAAGAACAAUUCCAGUCAAUUUGUAUCUCACAUUGAUCAAUGGCAAGAUAUAGUAAUGAGUUUUCAUGGAGAUGCUGAUUUAAAACAUUUAGGGCUUAAAGAAACUAUUGAGAGAAUUAAGCAAGUUUGGACUGUAGGUGCCAAGUUUUAUGGAAUUCCCGAAUCUUUCAUUAGGGGUUGUGUCGGGGCGUGCUCCGUGUGCUCAGAUGAUUCAUCAGGGUCCUUGUCACGUACAAAAAGACGGCGGUUUGAGUACACGGAAUCUUUUGAUGUGCCAGCAAAGGAGGUGCCUGUUAGAUUGCAACAAUUGGCGACUAAACAUAAGGUUGUGCUGUGUAUAAGGCAGAAGUAUAUUAGGUAUAAGCCAUUUAUGGCUGAGGUUAAAGAUUACGCGUGUCAUAGGGCAGGGGAGCCUGCGUCAAGUAAGAAAUCCAAGAUUUUGAAGAGGGAGCCCUACACGUCGAAGAGGUGUGGAUGCGGGUUUAGGAUACGGGCCAUUGUGCCUAUCUCAAAUUAUAAUGAGAAGGACAAGACUUUUGUGUAUCAAGAAGAGGGUAUGGCAGUGUUUAAGUUGUAUGCAGUGCAUUCAGGACAUGAACCGGGGCCGUUAGAUGGGAAUGCACGGAUUAUGCAUCGGGUUGUUGGUCAUAAAAAUGGGGUUUUGAUGGAUCAAAAAGCAGCCUGCGUGAUGAGUGAGGAAGCAGAAAAUGAGGGUUUUGGUUUCUUGGAGAAAGACGAUGGGGAUUUGCAGCAUUCGGUUUUGCACCAAGUGCAGGAAUUGAGAAAUGAAGUUGGGUUGCUUGAACGGAGAAUUGGUAAAAUCCCUCACGAGCUAUUGGGUUCAGUGUCACUAGAGUUAUUUGAUGUUGUGAAUAAACUUAGAAAUAUAGGAGAAUAUGGAAAGAAUCCUGUUGGGUUGCUCUUGGAGAAGUCACAUUCAGAUGGUGUCUUCGUGGGGGAGAAUGAUCUGGCAGAUUGGAGUGAUCAUCACCAUCAGAGUGUAUAUGGGGAUGGUCAUGCCGAAUUGAUUGAUGAAGAUGGAGACAGUUUUCGGCGAACAUUGGGGGAUGUUGCUUCUUGGGAUCAGAUGAGGGAAGAAUGUCGGAGUGAGAGGGAUCUGCUGGGUGAGACUUGUAAACCUGAGAAAUGGUUGAAAUGCGGUCAGUUUGACGAGAAGAGUAUUCUUGACUGUGAGGAUUCUAAACUAACAAAGCCCUUAAGGCAUGAUGAAACAAUAGAAACAGAUGUAGGUCUUGUUGGAAUACAGGUGGACAGCUUUUACCAUGAAAAUUCUAAAUGGUAUGAUUCUCCUUGUGGUUUGGACUCUGGCGCAGAUUGCGGUGACAGCGGAGUCAGGCAUGGGGGGAUCGUGUAG
This is a messenger RNA of Ilex paraguariensis (yerba mate), 1923 nucleotides long. The record is from the annotation of a GenBank genome assembly. NCBI's taxonomy places the organism in Eukaryota, Viridiplantae, Streptophyta, Magnoliopsida, Aquifoliales, Aquifoliaceae.